This is a messenger RNA of Xenopus tropicalis (tropical clawed frog), 2579 nucleotides long. RefSeq names its product proline rich 14 (gene prr14). The transcript has 9 exons. Bases 89 to 2101 code for a protein of 670 amino acids. The record is from RefSeq and is a predicted model, not a curated record. NCBI's taxonomy places the organism in Eukaryota, Metazoa, Chordata, Amphibia, Anura, Pipidae.
UAGCCGGAAAUGAACCGCAGGGAUUCCGGGAGUGGCUGUGACAUCAUAUAGAGCGGCGUGGUGGGGCGAGGUGGUGAGGUCAGAGGUCAUGAAGUGUGAGAAGUCGGGGCGGCAUCACCGGAGGAGAGCCUUAGUGUACCGUCCUUCCCCUGAAAAUUCUUCCAGCACGUUACCGUCCCUACAAAGGUCAGCGCUUAAGCCCGAGGUCAGCCUCACCCAUGAGAAUCUAACAGAGCAUGGAACCGGAGGCAAGAGAGUGCACAGGGCCUGUCCCUCUGUGUCGCCUCUUGAAAGAGAACACAAGAAGAUUGUCAGACCAGGGCUUAGGGAUGCCCCCCAGGAGGUGGAGUCUCUACACCUGAGGUCUCAGCAAUCUGACAGGGCAUCCUGUAGUGAGGAGUGGCCCCUGUGCGGCAGAUUAAGGCCAGAUGGAGCAGAAGACAACGUGGAUGGAUCCGACGAGUCCACAUUCCAUACUCCACCUUCAUGUUUCCCCUCUGUCCCAGGCACCUCCACUCCUCCUCCACAGGUCCACUCCCAUUCUUUACAUCUACCACCUCCCUCAGAACCGUCCUCUAAGUUACCAAGCUGGAGGCUUGUUCCUCUUCUGCACAAUGUGCGUUCUAAACUGGAAAGCUUUGCUGAGAUAUUUCUCAGUCCAAUCAAGGGCCGUAGGGACACCAACACCGAACAGAUGGAGGAGGAAACAGUGGAAGAUGAAGCAUUAGCCCAGGGUAGUGAUGAGCAGAGAGCAACUGAAAAGGAGUCUCCGGUACCAGUAGCAGAUUUAAGUCCAAGGGGCAUGGGUUUGGUAUCUCUGUGUCUGACAGAUAAAAUGGAGGAACAGCAAGGACCUUCAGGAGGGCUUGAGUGUUCUAAAGCUCAUGUAGCAGAACCUCUAGGAGGGCAUGACAGUUAUGAGGGUGACCAAGGACCUCAUGGAGGGCAUGAGAGUGAAAAGGCUGACUUUCUAGGAGGUCAUGAGUCUGACCACAGUGAAACCAAAGAAGGUGACAAGUUCUUAGGAAACCCUUUGGAGGAGGCUGCAGAAAUAGACUCAGGGAUCUCUGUCGAGGAUUGCAGCAAGGAUACAGCUAACCCAGUGCCUGAAAAUAGCAUGAACAUUCAGCUUAAAAUUGCUGUUUCCAGUGCAGUGCCAACACUUUGUCGCCCCCCACUUCAGCGUUGGGUUUCUUGUCCCUCUCUGUCCCCCGCUGCUGCGCUGCAUCCCCAUUGCCCAUCUGUUCCUCGUGGCAGGAGUCACAGUCUGGGCACCGCGGAAGACAGCAGAAAGUUCUCCACCUGCCCGCACGCCUAUGCACAGCGCAAAGCAGCCUCCAGACCCCGGAUAAGAAGGCAUAGUUUAGGCACAGUGGAUGAAUACAGAGACUGGCCGCUUCCCCCCUUGUCUUUUUCUUGCCUGAAGAAGGAAAUGCACCCUUUUCUUCUGAGCCACUCGGCCAGUAUGGGGAAACGAUACCAUCUUGGCCACCUGAUGGCCCAACACAGUCCAGAACAUUCUUUACACAGCCAGCACUCCCUUCACAGUCCCAGCAGGGGCGAAAGUGGGUUGGAAAAACUCUUCACCAGCCCAGCUCACAGCAGAAGCGAAUCACAAACAGAAGCUUCUCUGUCUGAUUCUGAGCUCAAGGACCCAGAAAGCUGGAAAGGUGCCAAAGCCGGAAAAGUCUCCAACUUCCGGAUCCGAAAAAGACCCAUGAGGCAAGAAGGGAAGUUAACGCCAAUGGGUCUUCCCAAGCGUAUAAGGUUACAGAAGGAAGAAUUCAGCCUGGAAGAGAUCUACACAAAUAAAAAUUACCGUACGCCUACAGAGAAAAGGACAUUCGAGACCAUAUUUGAGGAACCGAUCAUGAAGGGGGGAAACCUUGUUUUGACAAGUCACCGUCCAUUGAAACGCGUCAUUGUAUUUCGGGACUGUACAGUUGCCCCUCGUAAGCGCAAGAGGAAAGGGAGAGGUGGGGGCAGGGGGCGUCGAGGAGCCCCAAACACAGAGGGAGAGAAAGUUAACAUUGAUGUGUUACUGCAGCACAAGCUGAGCCAACUGGAGGUUGCACUUCAGGAAGAGGAAGAAAUGAGCUGAGGGCAGCAGCUCUGGAAACCCCCUGACUACAUAAUGACUCAAUACUGUAGGUCAAGUUUAGGAAAAGAAAAACACUACUACUUACCUCACUGUUGCCCAGCCCAGAAAACCUCUCUGCUCAGGUCCAAGUGCACUCGAUCAUUGCCAUUAUACUGUUCCGUCAAACUGUUGGAGAUACGGCUAUACCCACUUCCUUCCAAGGAAAGCCACCUCCUGCAGCUCCACUCCGUCCAGUCUUCAGCAAAUCCUUGCCUUUGCACACCCCUAUGCCUUUGUAUAUAGACUUUCUGGAUCUUUGUUACAAGAUAAAGCAUACAUUUUCUAUGUAUAAAUAAAGUAUACUGAAGGUUGAAGAGCACACAGAAGCACGAAGAGCCCAGCGUUCCUCUGGCAUUGUAGCUCCUCUGAGCUUUUUGGGUGUUCCGUAGUUACAAAAUUACAGUAUUAAGAAAUAGAAAAAUAACACACUAUCACAUAU